Zingiber officinale is the source of this 1598-nucleotide messenger RNA. RefSeq names its product UPF0481 protein At3g47200-like. The transcript is spliced from 2 exons. NCBI's taxonomy places the organism in Eukaryota, Viridiplantae, Streptophyta, Magnoliopsida, Zingiberales, Zingiberaceae. The record is from RefSeq and is a predicted model, not a curated record. Bases 205 to 1557 code for a protein of 450 amino acids.
UUAAUUUUUUAAUUAAUAAUUUAAUUAAAUUAUUAUUAUUUAUUAAUAACAAGUGGAUUAUUUAAUGUGGCAUCCAUUCAUGCUCCUAAUCUAUAUAAAAGGGGCUAGCUAUCUCAUUGAAGAAAGCAAAUGCAUGGCUAUCAGAUGCUUCUCCGAUAGGAUGAAGAUGUGAAUAUUAUCGGCCGGGCAAUCACUUGAGUUAUAAUGGAGAAUAAAGAUAGUACUUCUACAGUCGACAUAGACGCGGAAUGGGCAAGUGAAUUGAAAAAUAAGUCAAGCUAUGAAACAGAAAGACAAGUUAGGGAUCAAAAUUCAACCAUCUUUAAAGUCUCAGAAUUUUUGCGAAGUGUUCAGCCUAAAGCCUAUGAGCCAAUGAUCGUUUCGCUCGGACCUUACCACUGCCAUCAACCUCACCUUCAAGACACCAAUCAGCUCAAGUGGCUCUUGCUCAACAAAUUGUUGGAAAAGGGUUCUGAAAAAAGUCUAAAGAACUAUCUCAUACUCAUCAAGAAAGAAGAAACCAAAGCACGAACUACUUACUUUCAACCUCCAGCCGACAUGUGUGAAAAAAAGUUCAUCGAGAUGAUGUUGUUGGACUGUGUGUUUGUCAUUAUGAUCUUGUGGUUUUGGAAGGAGGACGGAAGCGGAUUGAAAGCAAUAGAAAAGCCGAUCUUUAUGAGCGGGCAAGGAUCAUGGAGAAUAGUGGCGCGAGACAUGUUGCUAUUGGAGAAUCAACUGCCCUUCUUUUUGCUUGAGGCUUUGUUCGACAAAGCAUUCCCUAACAUGCGUGGUAGUCUAAAGGAAUGGGUGGUCCAAUUCUUCAGUGGCUUUGUCAUUAAUAACGAGAUAUCACGAGUGCCUAAUGAUGCUACUCGAGUUCACCACAUUCUCCAUCUUUUUUACUUAUGCAUUGUGCCGUUAAACACAAGUAUAAGUAUUAAUGCUCCACCCGAUCAUCAUCGUCAGUCAACUUGGAGGACGCUAGGAUGGCUUCCGAGUGCGACUCGCCUGAAGGAGACGGGAAUCGGAUUCAGGAAGAAGCGAAAGCCGACGAAUUUCUUAGACAUCAGCUUCAAGGGAGGGGUUCUGGAGAUCCCUCAGAUCGAGGUGGACGAAGACACCAACAUCCUGUUGAGGAAUCUCAUCGCGCUGGAACAGUGUCGCAUUAACGGCAAUACUGCCGCUGGCGACGACGACCCCAUCACGGCUUAUGCUUUGUUCAUGUCUUGCAUCAUUGACACCGCUGCAGAUGUGGAAAUACUCCAGCUAAAGGGGAUCAUCGUCAGCAGGCUGGGCAACAACGAACAGGUCGCCCAGUUCUUCAACAGACUUUGCAAGGAGGUGGUGGUGGACUACGACAGAUGCGACAUUUCACGAGUCUUCAAGGAAGUUAACGAGCACAGGAAUUCUGCAUGGAACGCAUUGCGUGCGGACCUUAACCGCACAUACUUCGGCGAUCCACGGUCAAGUCUCUCAUUCAUGACAACUUUUUGGUCCCUUUACAUUGCGGUCAUUCAACUAGUUUUGGCUUUUCAAAAUUCUCGUCGACGGGGAUGACGGAAUGUAUCGAGUCGAUCACUUUGUAACUUGUUGCAAUA